Trichoderma gamsii is the source of this 2913-nucleotide messenger RNA. RefSeq lists its product as hypothetical. The record is from RefSeq and is a predicted model, not a curated record. Gene Ontology annotation, biological process: carbohydrate metabolic process. NCBI's taxonomy places the organism in Eukaryota, Fungi, Ascomycota, Sordariomycetes, Hypocreales, Hypocreaceae. Bases 1 to 2913 code for a protein of 970 amino acids. The transcript has 6 exons.
AUGGUUUCAAUUCUGUGGCUUGCCUUGAGCCUGAUCUCUGCCAGCGCUUCGCCAGUACUGGAGCAGCGAGCAGAUAACACGGCAAUUGUAAACCUUGCAGCGUCCCGUGGACCCUCAAAACAUGCUGCGUCUGGCUUUAUCUAUGACAAUACCAAUACCAGCAGUGUUUGGCCUGGUGACAACGGCAAAUGGGAUGACUACGACAAUUUUGUCCGCCAACUCUUGAAUGAUCUAUAUACAAACAAUGCCAUUAACGGUACAAAUUACGAGAUAUGGAAUGAACCUGACAUCAGUAUAUUUUGGAAGGGCAAAGGGGGCAUGCAGCAAUGGAUUGAUCUCUAUAUCCGGACUCAUAAGCUCAUUCGUUCAGAUUCAAGGUUCAACAGCAUGAAGAUUGUUGGUCCCAGCUUGGCCUAUCGCCCACAAGCGACGAAUGUGUGGUGGACACAAUGGUUGCGUCAAGUGGCUGGCAAUAACACGAUUCCCGACCAGUAUACCUAUCAUCUGGAAGGGAGUGAGACCGAUACCACCAAUGAUCCGAGUUACACAAAUGCGAGUCUUUCGGCACUUCUAAAGACAUAUAAUGCUCCGCAGAGACAGGUCAACGUCAACGAGUACGCUCAAUACAAAGAAAUGGUUCCUGGAUCGUAUAUUUGGUGGAUUGCCGGACUGGAACGCUUUGAUUUCAUCGGGUUGUUAGGAAAUUGGCAGGGCGGAACAGUUUUACAUGAUCUUUUUGCCAAUCUCAUCAAGUUUGCUAAAAGAGAACCCACAGCGAAGAAAGCCGACCCAAAGAAUUACGCAGCCACAGACUACGCACCAGCACCGGGCUAUUGGGUCUAUCGUUACUACGCCACUAAUAUGACUGGCCACAGAGCGACAAUUGAGAGAUCUGGUGAUACACACCUAGAUGUAUAUGCCACCAUCGGACAGGACCGCGUGCGACUAAUGGUUGGCACAAAGCUACAGAGCGGAACUUGCAUUUUGAGAUUUAUCAAGAAAGUCACAUUCGCCCUUAAGCAGACGGGAAGAUACGACUGCUUUAAGCUCAAAUGGCAUCCGAUUUAUGAUGACAAGUCCAUGUGGCCGGUUCCCUUUCACCUAUUCUGGGAUAGUGACGUCGCAAAAUGGAUUGAGAGCGCCUGUUACUUUCUCCAGAGGGAACAUGAUGCCAGUAUUGACCUUGCCGUCCGAGAAUUAGUUGACAUGAUACGCAGCGCUCAGCAAUCUGACGGAUAUAUCAACGUGCACUAUACAGUUGUUGAGCCCCAAAAGAGGUGGUCAAACCUUCGCGACAUGCACGAAUUGUACAAUGCAGGUCAUCUCAUUGAAGCGGCCCUCGCGCACCACAAGUGCUACCAAAACACUCGCCUCUUGGACCCCAUCCUCAAAUAUGUGUCCUUGAUUCAUAGCACAUUUGGGGGUGGCAAAAGUCAAUUGCAUGCAUAUCCCGGCCAUCCGGAGAUUGAGAUGGCUUUGCUAAGACUCUAUACGGUCACCAAGUCUCAAGAGGCCUACGAACUAGCUCAAUAUUUCCUUCAAGAGCGGGGAAAUCCGUCUGGCCAGCACGGAAUGCAUUACUUUGACUGGGAAGCCCAGCAAAGACAAGAAAAUCCGUACACUCGGCCCAACACGUAUCCCGAAAAGGAUUCUCACUGGUACUGCCAAGCUCACAAGCCUAUCUUGGAGCAGGAAACAAUCGAAGGACACUCUGUACGUGCAGUGUAUUUGCUCACAGCUAUGGCUGAUAUGGUCCAACUGCACCAUACAGGUUACAAGGCUUUGAGUAACCCUGAUGACUGGAUGGAAGCCGUAUGUCGAUUGUGGGCCAACAUGGUGAACAAGAAAAUGUACGUGACCGGCGGGAUUGGCGCAAUUAAACAAUGGGAGGGCUUUGGGUAUGAUUAUUUUCUACCCACCGGCACUAAUGAAGGCGGUUGCUACGCAGAGACGUGCGCCUCAAUUGGCGUCAUGAUGCUGGCAGAGAGAUUACUUUCUUUUGACCUCGACUCACGGUACUCAGACGUCAUGGAGCUGUGUCUUUACAAUAACAUAAUGAACGCAAUGAGUCUUGAUGGGAAACAAUUCACCUACGUUAACCAGCUAGCAAGCUCUGAUACUGAUAAGAGCAUACGCAAGGACUGGUUUUGGUGCGCAUGCUGUCCGCCCAAUUUGACUAGACUAUUUGGCAGCCUUGGAGGCUACAUCUGGCACGUUCAAGAGAGCGAAACAGGGGUUGCGAUAAAUAUCCAUCUCUACACGAGUGCUAAUCUGUCAUAUACCACGGCAUCGUUGGAAACAGUCACUUUGCAGCAGACUUCAAAUUGGCCGGGGGAUGGCCAUGUCGCUCUCGAGCUGUCUUCGGAAUCUCGGAACGUUACAAUUCGACUUCGUUUACCAUCUUGGUGCCAGGGACAAUUUAAAAUGACACCAGUCCCGGCUUCAGAUGACUUUGUAAUCGACAAAGGUUAUUUGACUUUGCGUCCUAGCUACACGAAUGUUAACAAAAGAUUUUCCAUCACCAUUGGAGGAUUUGAGCCGCGUUACAUCUCGCCGCACCCUUAUACGGGUCAGAACGUGCUUGGGAUCGCACGUGGUCCGAUCGUCUAUUGUAUGGAAGAUGUUGAUAACCCGUGGCAGCAUAAUCACUUCCGUGACGUUGCUCUCAAGAAAAGCGAGCCCAUAUCGGAAGAAGCAAAAUCCAUGCCGAACGGAGAGGUCUAUCUUGAGCUACGUACAAAAUGUUGGCUUGCGAAUGAGGAUGUGUCUGCGCGCAUUGAUGGGCCAAUAUUUGAUGCUUCGAUUGGCGAUGAUAAAUUAGAAAGGAGCGGCAUUUUUAUACCUUAUUAUUUAAGAGCCAACAGAGGUGGAAAUGGAGAGAUGCGGGUGUUGCUACGCCGAGAGGAAGAGUGA